Messenger RNA from Ostreobium quekettii, 2571 nucleotides. NCBI's taxonomy places the organism in Eukaryota, Viridiplantae, Chlorophyta, Ulvophyceae, Bryopsidales, Ostreobiaceae. The record is from the annotation of a GenBank genome assembly.
AUGGGCGUCGUGCACACGCUGCAGCUGUAUCUGGCGGCGGGCAUCCUGCAGCCGGGGCCCAGGAAGCUCAGCUGCUCGGUGGGAGGGGAGGAGCACUACGCAGACCUCGGGGCCAACGGGCAGAUCCAUUUCGAGGGCCUGGAGUUCAGCACGCCGUCCUCCUUCUCGCUGUACAUUAAGCGCAAGCAGAACCCGGCGCGCAAGGCGGACGACGGCUGGACGUCGGUCAAGUACGAGGGCACGAGCCUGUUCGAGCUGCGCGAACUGUGCGACCUGCGGGAGGAGCCCGAUGGCGCCGAUCGACCACACCUCCGCGACCUGAAAUCGGACUUCGGCGCGGAGCGCGGGCGAAUCAUCGAAUCGGGUAGGGGGAGAGGAGCCAGGGCGGCGCCACGGGGCGAGGCGGCCAGGGCGGCCGGCGGCGAUCGGCCCGCCCGGGGUGGGACGCCCGGGCGGGGGCCAGAUUCCAACGGGUCGCAUUCUGCGGACGCGCAUGCCAACGGUUCCAAUCAGAGCGGCGGGGGUAUGGCGGACGGCGGGCGGGCGUGGCCAAACGGCUGCCGGCUUGUGGAGGGGCAGAACUGGCCGUGCGUGAAUCGGGGAAAAGUGAAUGAAAUUGGUGGGGCAGGGGGUGGAUAUGAUGAGGGGGGGAGGGAGUGGAGGGGGAGGAAUAACGGUGUGAAGGCGGAGGGGGGUGUGAAGGGCGAGGGGGAAGACCGGGGGGCCACGCCGGCGCCGAGCGCCAACGGCGACGAGACAUGGAUUCUGUGCGAGAAAUGCGACAGGUGGAGGAGGAUCAAGAUGGAGACCGUUCCCGACGGGCCCUGGCAGUGCUGCAUGAACGCGGACAAGAGAUUUGCUUCCUGCGAUGCCCCGCAGGAGAUGUCCGAUGCAGAAGUGGACAGUUUUCUUGAGGAGGAGCAGCUGCGGAGGUAUGUGUCGAACAGUCCACGGCCACCACUGGACGUCUGCACCAGCAGCGAGUUCGAAGCCGAUCUCAUCUCCUUUUUGAGAGAGCUGGGUGAAGGGGUGAAGGCAGAUCAGAUUCGAUGCAAGAGGGUACAGUGCAACAACCGGCCCCUGGACGUGUUCGGCCUCUAUACCGCGGUCGUCGAGUGCGGCGGCUUCAUCGCCAACGAGAAGUACGACGAGCACAAGCGCUGGAUCGGCACUCUCAACUUCGCGGGCGUCAUCUUUCCCAAGCUGGCCAACUACACCAAGGACAACCGUGCCACCAGCGUGGGCAACCAGCUGCUGUGCAACUACCGCAAGUUUUUGUACGACUACGAGAGGGCGUGGAGGCACGUGGACGUCUUUGGCGCGGAGCGGCCGUGGCCGGCGUCCGGGCGUCGCGGCGCGCCCGGGCCCGCGGGGCCCAGGGCUGUGGACAGGGCGGCCGGGAUGGAGGAGAUGGGAUGCUGCGAGGAGGGGUGCGUGGGAGGGUCCGGCACGCGGGGCGCAUCCCCGGAUUCUGAUCUCUCCGGGCCCUCGGCGCGGAGGUACAGCGCGCUGCUGAUGCUGGCCGGAAUCAUGUGUGCGGAGCGCGACUCGCCCAAGCCCGCCGCCUGCGGCCCCCCCGGCAGCAAGGGUCCGCGUGACCACUGGCGCGAGGCGCAGCGCGCGGUGGCAAAAGCGGAAGAGGAUGAUGAUCGUGGGGAUCGCGAUGCGGGCGGAUCUCCUGGCGUGGAGUGCGGCCACGGGGAGGAGGUCGACGCGGAGGCAUUCCCGCGGGUUCCUGCGCCCCCUGCGGCGGCGCCCGCGCAGCUGCUGCUGGCCAGGGACCCCAACCGCCCCGGCCUGCUGUGGCCCGUGGUGGCGGCGGCGCGUGAGGACCUGCCGGCGUCUGUGGCGCAGGGGUACAGCAACGACGUGGCCAAGUGGGUGGGAUUCCCGCUGUCGUUCAAGGAGCUCAUCCCUGGCGCCGUGCCUGUGCUGGUGUUCGGCUCCGACGCCCUGGGCUGGGCGCACGAGGGCCUGUGCCAGCCCUUCGAGCCUGGCCUGGCGGCCGCCCUCUACCAGGAGGCCCUGCGCAGCGAGGACCCCUCAGAAGAGCAGGUCUUCUACAGGCGCGUGCUGAAGCAGGCGCUGCAGUACGGCGCGGACGCGCAGCCGGCGCCCGUGAACUGCGUGGCGCCGAUCAGCUUGGAGAUGGUGGCGGCCAACCUGGUGGGCCUGGAGAGCGACCUGCCGACGGAGGUGUUGGGCGGGCAGAACUUCGCGACGUGGCACCAGUGGCGGACGCGGGUGCGGAAGGCGGAGACGGCCGCGGGGCUCGCCAGCGAGGCUCUCCUGCUGUUCUACCAAAUAGACCCAGACGUUAUCAGGAGGGGCGCAUCGGGCCUCUGGCAGGAGCUGGAGCACCUCCUGGGCAUCGGACAGACCAAGGUGCCCACGAUCCUGUCUGUCGAUUCGGCCAUACAUCUGAUGAAGAACACGAUCGACUGGAUUCGCACAUACAGGAGGCUCCAAGCUUCGGGGAAGUCAAACAGUUCCAAGAAGAGGGCGGGAGUAAAGCGGAGGGCGGGGGAAAUGGAGUGUUCCAAAGACGCCAUGCGUGACCAACUGUCCUAG